CCAUCAUCAUCUCCUUUGUCUCCACCCAUACCCACACCCCACACCAUGCAGGCCGAGUACGAAGACGACGGAAACCACCAGUACGCGGAGACGAGCUCGGCAGCGCACGCGCCCGCAGGGGAGGCGGAGCACUCUGCCGGCGAGGAGGAUGACGGCGAGGGCGGUGAGCGCCCGCAGAAGAAGAAGCGUAUUAUCAAGUCACGCCAGUCGCUUGCCGAGAAGAAGAUUGGCACGACGCUCUUCCCCAUCUCGCGCAUCAAGAGAAUCAUCAAGGCGGACAAGGAGCUCGACAUGAUGAGCGCCGAGGCGACGUUCCUUGUCGCCGUGGCCACGGAAUACUUUAUCAAGCACUUCAUGGAGGAGGGAUACAUGAAGGCGCGCCUUGAGAAGCGCAGGAUCGUCAACUACAAGGACAUGGCCAACGUCGUCGAGCGGUCCGAGGAGUUUGAGUUUUUGAAGGACGUCAUCCCUUUGCCGAUCACAAUGUCCGAGGCGCUCGAGCUGCGCAAGAAGAAGCUUGCGCAGGCGGACGAGAGCGAGUCGUCGUCGUCGGAAGAGGACGAGCCGCCGCGCGCCGGCCCGUCAAAGGCCCGCAGGCAGUCGGAGCACGAGCGCACCAGCGACGCCGGGAGCGGCAGCGGCGCCGAGCGCAACGGGGUCACAGUCGCAGGGCACGGCGACCUGCCGCCGCUCGCGCUGUCGACCAACCCCCUCUUUCCCAACGCCAUUGUCAAGCGCCCGUCCAACACGCACGCGCGUGCGGCGGUCCCGCAGCCCCCGAAGCAGGUCGCGGCGCCGCCCCCGCCCCCCACGCCGCGUGUGCACACGGGCAAGAACGCUCCGUCGACACCACACAGUCUCACCACCCGCGGCUCGGCACGCCGCAGCCUCAACCAGCAGGCACCAGAGCAGGCCGACCCAUCACCAUCGUCCAACCGUCGAGGCGCCGAGCCCAUCGAGGUUGACGACGAGUAG
Messenger RNA from Vanrija pseudolonga, 975 nucleotides. It is a transcript of the gene SPCC16C4.22, whose product is annotated as Putative transcription factor. The transcript is spliced from 5 exons. The coding region runs from base 46 to 975 and encodes 309 amino acids. Gene Ontology annotation, molecular function: protein heterodimerization activity. NCBI's taxonomy places the organism in Eukaryota, Fungi, Basidiomycota, Tremellomycetes, Trichosporonales, Trichosporonaceae. Gene Ontology annotation, biological process: DNA-templated DNA replication. Gene Ontology annotation, cellular component: CHRAC; nucleus. The record is from RefSeq and is a predicted model, not a curated record.